UCUUUUGCCCUUCUGAUUGUUGAGCCGAGUUAACAGCUACUUGCUGAUACAUCUCCAACACCUGCAUGAUGAUGUGUCUGUACUGGGUAUUUCUUUGUUGCCUUCUGCCGUUUACAGUACAAACAAGGAAGCCUGCAGAUUUCCUGAAGAGUUAUAUUAUUGGAGGACGGGAAGCUAUCCCUCACAGCAAGCCCUACAUGGCUUCUCUUACUGUAGAGACCCAGGAUAAGGUAUUUUCUUGUGGUGGGUUUUUGGUUGCACCUGACUGGGUGAUGUCAGCGGCUCACUGCUGGAAGAAAAACAGCAUCAUAACUGUUCUGCUAGGUGCUCAUAAUACAGAAAAAUGGGAGGCAUCUCAUCAAACCUUUCAGAUUCAACAGCAUUAUAUACACCCAGAGUAUGACAUCACAAUUAGUGCUGAAAAUGACAUCAUGCUACUGAAGCUUCCAAGAAAAGCAACUCUGAACCAUUUUGUGCAGAUAAUUAAACUUCCAUUAUCCUGUUCAGAAGUAGAGACCGGAGAAAUGUGCAAUGUUGCUGGCUGGGGUUACAUUGAUGAUGGUUCCGCUCCUGAUACAAUGUAUGAGGUCAAUGUUACUAUCGUGAGCAGGGACUAUUGUGUGAGAUACUAUCAGAAAGAUGAAAUAAAAGAAAGUAUGAUCUGUGCUGGAUUUCAUAUAGAUGGAAAGGAUUCUGCCGGGGGUGAUUCUGGUGGCCCGCUAGUCUGCAAUGGUAUCGCACAAGGAAUUGUGUCUUUUGGCAAUAAGUACCCGCCUGGGGUUUAUACACGUGUUUCAUCAUUUAUCCCAUGGAUCAGUAAAAUUCUGAACAAAUCCAAUGAUUAAAGCCUGUUUGCUCAGUUAAAGGGCAGCAAUUUGCAAAGCUUAUUACUAUGCUGGAGUAUGUAUUUUCCCUGCUAGGCAUUUUGUUUUCUGCUUUUGACAGUAAUAAAAGUAAUAAUACUAGUACCAAUAA
Messenger RNA from Protopterus annectens (West African lungfish), 975 nucleotides. RefSeq names its product mast cell protease 1A-like. The transcript is spliced from 5 exons. Gene Ontology annotation, molecular function: serine-type endopeptidase activity. Lineage: Eukaryota; Metazoa; Chordata; Ceratodontiformes; Protopteridae. Gene Ontology annotation, biological process: proteolysis. The coding region runs from base 66 to 845 and encodes 259 amino acids. The record is from RefSeq and is a predicted model, not a curated record.